AUGAGGGCACUGCCGAGCCACAUUCAGGUCAGCUCACCUCCCAGAUGUGAUUCCACAGCCUCCAGGUCCCUACCACCCGGCCCCAUAGUACAGCCCAUGGGAGCUUGCCAGCAUGCAGCAGCAGCAGCAGUAGCGGCCACGCGGCGGUGGAGGCAGCAGGCUCGGCAGCGGGAGGAGAGCAGCCGCAGGGGUCGCAACUGCUCGCGUGCAAACCUGCUCUGGGCUCGCGUGGCUCAGCGCAGGGGUCGGCCGGCGUGGAGGGGCGGGGCUAGAGCCGGGGCGGGGCCUGGCGCCCGGGCCGUGGUCGGGGGAGGCGCCUGGUGCCCGGGAACGGGUCGGGUCCUCAGUGAGCGGCGGCAGCCUCUCCUGGGUGCUGGUGAGAAACGCAGAGCCUUGGGCCCCACCCCAGACCUGCGCAGCGGGAAGCUGCCGCUGAGCCGGGUGACUGGGUGCGCAUCGAGGUUUGAAGGGCGCUGUCGGUUCUCUCCGGACCUUGUGGAUGUCGGUUCCCUGUGCUCUGCGUUGCGGGUGAUUCUUCCGCGUCUCUUCGCCUCUUGCCUGUUGCUGGGGUGGUGUUGCGGGGAUGGACAGCUAUGCCUGGGGGUGAGGACUACAGCCCGUGACCCUGCACGUCCAGGGAACAGCCCCCAGCUUUGGGCCUGGCACAAGGAGACCCUCAAGCAAUGUUUAUCGAGUGAAACUGAGCUGCCAGCAGGCCGACUCCCCACGUGUGCCGCCGACUCGCCCGUGAGUGCCGCGGACUCACGGCAGCCCUCCGGGACCUGGAGAGCUACGCCGCUGGAGGCCACGGCCCGAGGCGCGGACGCGCCUGCCGGGGGCAGGGCCUUGCCCACGGCUGCUCCUGCCUGGAAGCGCGGCGCGGGGCAAGUCUGUCAGCCGUGUGCAGCCAGCACCGCGGCCAGGGAGAGCCCUCGCUUCUUCCCGAGCGCGGCCUGGCGUUCGUGCUCGGGGAGCACUUUUCUUUCGGUGAUUGUCUUUCUGCUUCAGAGGGGACAGAGGAAUGGGCUCGGUCCAGCGUACCGGCGUCAUAGUUUUGCACAUCUGCGACCCUCUGGCCUGCGUCUCAACUCUCUUCUCUAUUGGUCUCGAAUUUCCAAGUUGCUGCUUGACAGGCUGGCACGGGGCAUGGCUGUGACGGGGGCUGGGGAGCUGAUGGAGCCCCGAGGACGAUGA
Rangifer tarandus platyrhynchus (Svalbard reindeer) is the source of this 1194-nucleotide messenger RNA. The record is from the annotation of a GenBank genome assembly. Lineage: Eukaryota; Metazoa; Chordata; Mammalia; Artiodactyla; Cervidae.